CUCACGUUCAUAUACAGUGUUAAGCCACUCAAAACAUCUCUUCAUCAUAAAUGCUUCUGCAAUUUUUUUGUAUAUUAGAUCAAAGAAGACAUUUGCUUUAUUCCCUAUUCUACUAGAUCGAUCCCAAUACAUGCUAUUACGCUAAAACUGCACAACACCCAAUUGCUCACGGCUCAAUAAAUUUCCAUUCCUUCCUCUAUUUCUCAUAUUGAAACCUGAAGCACAAUUAAGGUCUAAUCACUUGCCAUUGAUAUCGCAACUUUGGAGGGAGUUUCUACUGCAAUUGGUUCAAGGGGAGUAGGAUUCAUGCCUCAAUCAAAAAAACUCUAUGGUAUAAGUUUCAAUCUGAAAUUCGCGAAGGCAAAGUUUAUUCAUUUGAAAACAUGGGUGUUGCUGCUAAUGGGGGGAGCUAUAAGACCACCCAUCAUCCAUAUAAGCUGAACUUCCAAUUUGGAACAAAAUGUUUGCCAUUGUUUGGUGCAUUAGUGAGUGGUUCUGAUUUUAAGUUUGUUCCAAUUUCUGACAUAGUAGGUGGUUCUUAUGAUUGUGACUACUUGGUUGAUGUUAUUGGAAUGUUGACGGGUGUUGGCACAGAGAGAGAAUAUGAACGCAAUGGCAGUGCUACCAAACUCAAUGUCAUUGCCAUGGAAGCUGAUGGAUACAAGCUUCAGUGCACUUUGUUUGGGACUUAUGUAGAUAAGUUGAACACGUUUUUGGCAACUGGUGAAACUGCUAAUGUUGUAGUGUCUAUUCAACUAGCUAAGGUGAAGGUUUUUCAAGGGGAGUAAGAUUCAUGCCUCAAUCAAAAAAACUCUAUGGUAUAAGUUUCAAUCUGAAAUUCGCGAAGGCAAAGUUUAUUCAUUUGAAAACAUGGGUGUUGCUGCUAAUGGGGGGAGCUAUAAGACCACCCAUCAUCCAUAUAAGCUGAACGUCCAAUUUGGAACAAAAUGUUUGCCAUUGUGUGGUGCAUUAGUGAGUGGUUCUGAUUUUAAGUUUGUUCCAAUUUUUGACAUAGUAGGUGGUUCUUAUGAUUGUGACUACUUGGUUGAUGUUAUUGGAAUGUUGACGGGUGUUGGCACAGAGAGAGAAUAUGAACGCAAUGGCAGUGCUACCAAACUCAAUGUCAUUGCCAUGGAAGCUGAUGGAUACAAGCUUCAGUGCACUUUGUUUGGGACUUAUGUAGAUGAGUUGAACACGUUUUUGGCAACUGGUGAAACUGCUAAUGUUGUAGUGUCUAUUCAACUAGCUAAGGUGAAGGUUUUUCAAGACAAUAUACACAUUCAAAAUUGUCUGAAUUGUACCCGGUUGAAGUUUAAUCCUGUUUGUGCUGAGGGUACUGCCUUUAAGAACAGGAUGAUUGAAAAUGAUGAUACACCAUCCCCUCUUACUCAGCUAGCUGUGGAACCAAGUAUUGACCCUUUGCAAGAUUUUUUAUUCAACACUCCAAGAACAACUAUUCAGGGAUUGAAGGAUUCUCAGCAGGAGGGGAUGUAUGUUGUGCUUGGAACUGUCAAACAGAUUGUGAACCCUGAGAAUUGGUACUACACGGCCUGUAUGUGCAACAAAUCUGUAUAUCCUGCUGAGGGGAUGCACUUCUGCGAGAAGUGUAAUAGGCAUGUGGUCAAAGUGUUUCCAAGGUAUUCUAUAAAGGUGCGAGUUGUGGAUGAUAGUGAUUGUGCAACCUUUGUUUUGUUUGACCGUGAUGCAACAAUGUUGUUCAAUAAAAGUUGUGCUGACAUUUUGGAAACACAUAGGGCUGACGAGGGUGUGCUUCCAACUGAGAUUGGUGCAUUGGUCAACUGCACAUACCUGUUCAAGGUUGAAUUCAAAACUGCUAUCAGUCCUAGAUUUGAGCAAUCAUUUAGGGUGAAGAAAGUGUGCACUGAUGGGGUGAUUAUCAACCAGUUUAAGGCAAAGUGGGCUAAGGAAGAAGCAACCUUUAUAAAAAAUACCAAUGAGAUGGGGUCUUUGAGUUCUCUGUUGGACAAGGGGAAGGAUAUGUUAGUGGUUGGUUCAUCAAGUGUCCAAUCACAUGACCUUGGAAGUUUGAGCGAAACCAUUGAUAAAGACAAAAACAUCAUUGUUGAGGGAACACCUAUUGGAAUAUCUGAAGAUCUGUUGCCUAAAUUUUCUUCUGUUGCGGUUGACCUUGAUGUUGGUGCAUCAAAGAAAGUAUCUAACUGCUGUUUGGUCAAGUCAACUACACGCAAAAUUGUCAAAAGAGUUUUACCUCAACCUGAAAUUAAUGAAGUUGAGGAAAUCAACCUUCCCAUCAAAUUGCUCAAGAGGAACAUUAAGAUUGAAAAAAUUUAGUCACAUGAUUGACUGUACUUGGCUGGUUGUAGUUUGGUUUUUUUAGAUACCCGUGUCAUCAUGGCUGGAAAUGUUUGAUUAAGUUUAUGUGUUUUGCUAUGCAAUUCAAAAGGUCAAAGAUAUUGACCCUCUGUUAGUUUCUUCAUUUUGGUUGUAAUUUCUAAGUACAAUUUGAGUCCAGUGGCAGUGGGCCAAUUAGUAGUAAUCUGUUUAAGUCAGCUGUAAUCCCAGUUGCAGUGGACCUUUUCAUUUGUGGUUUAUUUAAGUUAGUAGUAGUCUUAUUUAAGUACUGUUUAAUCCCAGUGGCAGUGGGCCUGUUAUUUUGUAACUCUAAUGCCCAUGUGGCAGAUUUGGCAAUAGA
This is a messenger RNA of Medicago truncatula (barrel medic), 2674 nucleotides long. RefSeq lists its product as uncharacterized. The coding region runs from base 871 to 2313 and encodes 480 amino acids. The record is from RefSeq and is a predicted model, not a curated record. Lineage: Eukaryota; Viridiplantae; Streptophyta; Magnoliopsida; Fabales; Fabaceae. The transcript has 14 exons.